AUGGUUUGGGGACUGUUCAAGAAAGAAAGCUUCUCACAGACCGCCCGUCCCGCCCAAGCUCAAAGACGAGCGGCGCAAGCACGUUCCGCCCAUUCCUCCGCGACAGUGACAGCGACGACACCAACACCACAUCUCGACAACACCAAAAGACCAAAGUCGCUCGGGAACACCGUUGGUAAAUUCGGCAUCCGCUGCGUGCUCGAAGGUUCAAGUUCUCGUUCUUGGCCCCCACGAUGGUGCAUAGCAGGUACCGACCUUAAGGGUGUCUUGUACUUCGCAGUCCAGUUCAACCAGAAUGGCAGCACACCUAUUGAAAGGGCGAGAGUCCGCAUCAGUUUCGGAAAGUCCACCAACAUUGACCCGGUACCAUGGAUCCCAGAAUACGCACCCAACAAGGAGAUUUCCGGUCCGCCAUUGAUACGCAACGAAGGCCGUAACCGACUGUUCAGCCCACAAUUCGGAGUCAACGCUGCUAGCAUUGGUGGUAAUCUCAGUAUAGGUGAGAUGGGAAGCAACGCACAGUCUAGUCCCGGUCGAAGCUGGAAAUUCACUUCUGGGUUCCCUUCUACCGAUAGCACGGAUGUGACUGAGGUGGGAUUCGAGUGGACUCGCGGCUGGGACAACGACUACGAUGGUCUUAAUCGUAAGUUCCAAACGGCGAUCGUCGUCAACCGCGACUCGAUUGACAGCCUGGCUAUGGCUGUGCAGGUGGAAGUGAAGCCAAUGACAGGGUGGAGGACGCCUGGUCCCCCACCAGAGAAGAAGAGCGGACCGCUGCAGCCUCUUCAUAACCUGGAUGAAGUCUCAUUUGAAGGAGUGUUGGACAGUCUUGAAGAUCGAAUCCAGGAGGCUAACCAGCCUGCGGCUCCCAGUGCGACCACGACAACGACGACGACGACAGCGGGUCCGGCAGACCCUGGGGCAGCCCCUCCGCAACCUCUACAAAUACAAUUCACGACAGGCGUUCAGGCUCCUCUUCCACAGCAGCCCAUAGCCGGCUCCUCCAGCACAAGUGUACCCGCUCUCCAGCAAGCCAUACCAUCCGUUCCAGGCUCGGCAGGACGACCCCCAGCUAGCCCGUCCCCACAGCCGCAACAAUCUCCAGCACCACCGCCUCCUGCGGCAACCACACCUGCUGGCUCCUCGACGCCCCCAAGCAUCCCCAUACCGCCUGCAGCAGUACCACUCCCGGCCCAGCCGAGCGGCAACACCACAGCAACGAUACCAUGA
Messenger RNA from Saxophila tyrrhenica, 1230 nucleotides. RefSeq lists its product as uncharacterized. The record is from RefSeq and is a predicted model, not a curated record. Lineage: Eukaryota; Fungi; Ascomycota; Dothideomycetes; Mycosphaerellales; Extremaceae. The transcript is spliced from 2 exons. Bases 1 to 1230 code for a protein of 409 amino acids.